AUGAAGUUUCUUAUUCUUUCGGUAGCGCUUAGAUGGGGAAACUGCCAAUAUGCGGAUCAAUCAAAAAUGACAUUGGCAGAGAAGCAUGCUUACUGGGACGAACUUCUCGAGAUCCGAAGAUUACGAGAUAGAGAUCCGACUACACUUGAAAUCGGCGAAGUUGCUGUGCUGGCUCAAUAUUAUGAAGAUAUCAGAGACUGGAUCCACCGCAACAAGUCGCCAGAGGAGAUGGACAAAUUCUACGAGCGUCUGAACAAGCGUAAGACUAAGAUGCUGAACGAUGCGGAAGAAAAGCGAGAAGUCUACCGAGAGCGGAUCAGAAAUGUGACUGAAACACUCGCUGAAACCGAAGACGAGUGGGAGUUCCAGCAAGUAUGGGAUGCCGUCUACCCAGAGAAGAUUCCUGGAAGCAUGAGAGCAUCAAAAUCAGAGUGGAUGCUCAAACAAGACUUUCGAAAACGUGCAGAAGAGCUGAAAAAAGAAGAGCAAAAAAGUAAAGGUGAAACAUACAAACCGUCGUUCUUGAUGAAUGAAUAUCGCAACGAGUAUCCAGAAGAAGCAUACGCGCAGGAAGCUGAGGAUGAGCUUUUUGAUGCGCAUGAGCAUCUGUUUGAAGAAUCAUACGACUCAUUCGGCGAUUAUGGCGAUAUUUAUGGAUCAAGCCACUACGAAAAGUACCAAAACAGUCAAUACAACGAUGCCGUCUAUCAAGAUCCAGAAGACGAGGAAGAAGUUAUGGCCGAAGAAGCUUGA
Oikopleura dioica is the source of this 753-nucleotide messenger RNA. The record is from the annotation of a GenBank genome assembly. NCBI's taxonomy places the organism in Eukaryota, Metazoa, Chordata, Appendicularia, Copelata, Oikopleuridae.